This is a messenger RNA of Darwinula stevensoni, 1395 nucleotides long. The record is from the annotation of a GenBank genome assembly. Lineage: Eukaryota; Metazoa; Arthropoda; Ostracoda; Podocopida; Darwinulidae.
CAAAAAUGAAUGAGUCGUCAUUCACGGAAGGUGGACCGCUAAGAAUAAGAAAUGAAACCCUAACAUCAGUGCUCCACGAGCGCAGAGCCACGUCGCUCAGCCGCUUUCCAUCCCGACCGAAAAGCGACGGGCGACAACAGGCACCUCAUCUCUUCCCCCUAACGGGCAGAGGCAUUUCGCGGGACCACAUCGACCUCCACGAUCAGACCGAUAAAAGCGUCUCUCUCGCGUUCCCCUCCCCCCGUGUCCUCCGGACAGUGCUCCACGACGUGAUCCUCGCCAUGCUGGAGGAGACCACGAUGGACGAGUACAUGAAGCCCCGCGCCCCCCACAGCAAGCCCGUGUUGAAGGCCCUCUUCACGCGGCUGGCCAACUCCUCCAUCAUGAAGCUCAACGAAAACAGCAUGAAUAAGCUGUACGACUUGAUGACGAUGGUCGUGACGUACCAGAUGAGCCAGUGCACGUUCGGGACCGAAAUGCUCUGGGUGACGGUCAAUCACAUCCGAGGCAUUCGGGAGUGCGUUUCGCUUCCGGCGGUUGCGAAGGUCGUGGAUCAGGCUCAUCAUAAGUUCAUCCAGGUGUACACUCGGAAGAGCCAGUGGGAGCUGGAGCUGAUCCGAAAGAACGUCCUCAACUACUUCCAAGACCUCAAGAUUCGAGUGUCCAUCUUCCUGAAGGAGGGGAAGCAGCUGUCCAACGGCCAGUUCGUGCAUUCCGCGUCCGGACUUCCUCCCGGUGGGUCCAUCGAUCCCGCUCUCGGUGUGGAGACUCCCGGUGUGAUCAGGUGCUACGAGAAGGGGGUCCUCACAGGCAUCGAGGAGUUCAAAGGACCGGGCAUCCCCGAAAAAGGAGACGAAACCCUGAGAAUCCCGCUGGGGAGCCUCCUCCUCGACGACGAGCCUGGAACCGAGCUUGGACUCGACAUAUACACGAAGCAGGAGAAAGCGGACGAGAACGAGCGGGCCCCGGACGCCACAUCCCCGAACGCACCCACGGACGCCCCCCCGGAGCUCCCAGACGAUCUGGCUGGGAAGGAGCUGGACGUCUUGGCGCAGCUCCUCGGCAAGAGAGAAUCCGGGAAGGAGAAAGUUCCGGAGUUCCGGCUCAGUCUCUUCGCGACGGAUUUGGAAGAAAGGGAAUACGUCCGAGAAUUGGCGGAAGUCCGUCGGCAGGAGGAAGACCACCGGUCGGCCCGCACCAGGGACGCGGAGCUGCAGAGGGUCAUCGACGAGAUCAGCGUGUCGGAGGAGCCGAGCGCCGGCGUCUCCACGCGGGAGGAGUUCCUUCAGGUCUUGGACCUACAGGAAUGAGCGGGGACGACGAUCCGCGAGAGAAUGAAUCCCCGGAGAAGCGCUGCACUCACCCCUCGGUCAUCUAAGGGAAAUAAAUCGGCAG